AUGCCUAAACCGGCCGGCGUCACGUCAGGACGAGAUGGGGCCAAAAUUACAAGGAAUGAGAAGUUUGCCAUGUCUUGGGCCAAAGCAAGGGCAGAUAACACAGAUAUGUUUUCCCGAAAUACACCUGACAACGUCAGCGGUACCGGAAGUAAGCACAAAGAUGUAGGCUUUCCUAAAAUUCACAAAGAGGAAACCAAAAGAGGUGUUAGACAGAACAGCCGAGCAUCAACACAGACCCGAGAGACCCCUCUGCUGAGUGCUCCUAACAGUGGGGUCAGUAGCCGUCGAGGUGGGUCUGACAGUGAUCGGGUGCUAUUUACAAACACCUGGGCACAGGUGCAACGGAGGAGGAAAGCCUUACAGAAGACAGCCGCUAAAUGCGGUAUCAGAUCUGCUCAGAAGACAGACACACUACUAGAAAAUCAGCCCGUUGUGAAUGACGUUAAAGAGGUGACAAAACUGUACACAGCCAUGACGGUCGGGAUUCGUCCUUAUCCCAGGACUGGUGGUGGACGAGGGGUGCUGAAUGGAAGCCAGUCAAAUCCAGAAACACUGAAUUCACAUAAUAAAACCUCAGAGUACAUACUGAGCCGACGCGAAGCAGAUACCUACCGCAGAAUCACCAAGGUAUAUGAUGGCAACACAGAGGCUGUUAAAAGACAGUCUCGGUUUUAUCAGCAGCUAGAAGAUGUACAGGAAAAAGUCCUCAAGCAGAAGAUUAUCGAAAACUCCAAGAAGAAAAGAGAAAAUGAAGAAGCCAAAAAACGACAUAAAAGACAGCUCAGAGACGUGAGGGAGCGGUACAUGGCGGACAAGAUGAGCCGGUUUUCACAUCAGCACAUCUCGCGGAAGAUCAUAGAAGCAGAGGAAAGUGACCGAGAGAUAUACGGUCUUCCUAAUGAGUACAGUGAGACGGAAAACAAGAAAACGUCCAAAAAGCACACCAACAAAAGUCGACCAUCCAAUCCUGAAGACCGUACAAAACGGAAUAUGAAAAAAUUCGGCUUCCUGUUUGCCAUUCAGUUCAGGCAGAAUCUUCAGUCCACUGUCAGGCAGCGCCCAAAGAUGGAAGGAAUAGAUACAGUGGUUAUUGCAGAAAAGACUAAAGGUAACGUUACAAAGGAGAGGAAAUACUCUGUCCAGGAUAUCUUAUUAGACGCCAAGAGAUGUCUCCGAGAACCAACACCCACAGUGUCCGGAAACCCCAGUGGGAGGUUAUCAGUCAUCAGUGUUGACUUGGACGAGGAAGAUUUGUUCGAGAAAGCCCGUAAAAAAUACGGCGUAGAGAUGAACAGUGACGAUGACGACGAUGGCGAUGUGAACGACAGGAAAUAUUUAUAAACACAUUAAGUCAGGGAUCGACGACCAGCGAUUUGACACGAAUCCAGAGGC
This is a messenger RNA of Liolophura sinensis, 1392 nucleotides long. RefSeq lists its product as uncharacterized. The record is from RefSeq and is a predicted model, not a curated record. The transcript is spliced from 5 exons. The coding region runs from base 1 to 1341 and encodes 446 amino acids. NCBI's taxonomy places the organism in Eukaryota, Metazoa, Mollusca, Polyplacophora, Chitonida, Chitonidae.